Molecule: messenger RNA, 183 nt
Organism: Pseudomassariella vexata
Lineage: Eukaryota; Fungi; Ascomycota; Sordariomycetes; Amphisphaeriales; Pseudomassariaceae
Exons: 3
Coding region: 1-183 (60 amino acids)
Source: RefSeq, a predicted model, not a curated record
AUGGGGAAUCCAUCAUUUCAGGCGUCCAACGCCAUUAUCUAUGUCACCUAUGGCGCCUUUUUGCUCCUAGGAACGGGAUUAGCAUGGAAGAUGAGAAACCAGCCCAAGGUGGAUUUCCUGGCUGGCAAUAGAACUCAGACGGCCCUGCCGCUGGCCCUCAACUUCAUCGCCGCCGGUGAGUAG